UUUACAGGUACAACCACUUCAAAAAAAAAAAAAAAAAAAAAAGUAUUCACAGUGAGGUAAAUAUGCGGGUUUAUUGCAGCCAAGCCACUCCUUUCGGUGCUCAUUCCUUCUUAGACAUCUGCUCGUCGAUGUUAAAACCCUGAGCACCUUUGGCAAGGGGAGUGAACUCUGAAACUGCAGCACCUGUAGCAGGGGAGCAAUAUUUGAGAAGGAAGCAUUGUCCAGGGAAAAGCAGCAGCUUCAACUUGUGUCCCAUGUGAGACAAGUGAAUCUGAAGUUAUAUAUUAUAUAAGACGUAGGGGGAUGACAGCAGUUUAUCAUUAACCUGAACUCUGCAAGAAGCAUAUAAGGAGAGAAAGAAGAAGAAAGCCAGAGAAGCAGCCAGGAUGGAAACCAUCAUAAAGAUCAACAAUGCUGCGGACAUCUCUGUUAUUGUCGUCUAUUUUUUGGUAGUCCUGGCAGUGGGACUAUGGGCUAUGUACUCAACCAAUCGAGGGACAGUAGGUGGAUUCUUUCUGGCUGGACGGAGCAUGGUUUGGUGGCCGAUUGGUGCUUCUCUGUUUGCCAGUAACAUUGGCAGUGGACAUUUUGUGGGCAUAGCAGGAACGGCAGCAGCUGGAGGAAUUGCCAUCGGAGGAUAUGAAUGGAAUGCUCUGAUAUUUGUGGUUGUUCUAGGAUGGCUGUUUGUACCCAUCUACGUCAAAGCUGGGGUGGUGACAAUGCCAGAGUAUCUGCGGAAGCGUUUUGGUGGGAAACGGAUUCAGGUCUACCUAUCGGUCCUUUCACUGAUCGUGUAUAUUUUCACAAAGAUCUCAGCAGACAUAUUCUCUGGAGCUAUAUUUAUACAGCUGGCCAUAGGACUGAAUCUUUACUUGGCCAUUAUUAUCCUGCUUGCUAUUACUGCUCUUUAUACCAUCACAGGUGGCCUUGCAGCUGUGAUUUACACAGAUACCUUGCAAACGUUUAUCAUGGUUGUGGGAUCUUUUAUUCUUAUGGGAUUUGCAUUUAAAGAGGUAGGAGGGUAUGAUGCUUUUAUGCAGAAGUAUAUGCAGGCAAUUCCAUCCAAUGUCUCCUAUGGAAACACUACAGUUGAUGAGUCAUGCUACAAACCUCGGGCGGAUGCCUUUCACAUCUUCCGAGAUCCUGUCUCUGGAGAUCUGCCAUGGCCAGGACUGAUCUUCGGUUUGAGCAUCCUUGCUCUGUGGUACUGGUGCACAGAUCAGGUUAUUGUCCAAAGAUGUCUCUCCGGCAAGAACAUGUCCCAUGUGAAGGCUGGAUGUGUCAUGUGUGGAUACCUGAAGCUCUUGCCCAUGUUUAUCAUAGUGAUGCCUGGAAUGAUCAGCCGAAUUUUGUAUACAGAUGUGGUGGCUUGUGUUGUUCCUGAAAUCUGCCAGAAGGCCUGUGGCGCCUCAGUUGGCUGUACCAAUAUUGCUUAUCCAAAAAUGGUAGUAGAACUUAUGCCAAAUGGUCUGCGAGGUCUGAUGUUGUCAGUCAUGUUGGCCUCCCUUAUGAGCUCCUUGACUUCCAUUUUUAACAGUUCUAGUACACUGUUCACUAUGGACAUUUACACCAAAAUUCGAAAACGACCAUCAGAGAAAGAGCUUAUGUUAGCUGGAAGGGCAUUUAUGUUACUUCUAAUUGGCAUCAGCAUUGCCUGGGUUCCUGUGGUGCAGUCAGCUCAAAGUGGGCAGCUCUUUGAUUACAUUCAGUCAGUUACUAGCUACCUGGGACCUCCCAUUGCUGCUGUCUUCCUGCUUGGCAUCUUCUGCAAGCGGGUCAAUGAGCAGGGUGCCUUCUGGGGCCUGAUGUUUGGGCUGCUAGUUGGACUCAGCAGAAUGAUUGCAGAGUUUGCCUACGGAACUGGCAGCUGCGUGACACCUUCCAACUGCCCAUUCAUCAUCUGUGGGAUUCAUUACCUCUACUUUGCAAUCAUUCUUUUUGGAGUUUCUGUCAUCGUUAUUCUGGCAGUCUCCUUCAUGACUAAGCCCAUUCCCGAUGUACAUCUUUACCGCUUGUGCUGGUCUUUGCGGAACAGCAAAGAGGAACGUAUUGAUCUUGAUGCAGAUGAUGAGGAGGACAUACCUGAUGAAAAAGAUGAGGAGUCAGUUUCAGAGGCAGGUGAAGAACCAGGAUGCUUAAAGAAAGCUUACAACUGGUUCUGUGGCUUAGACCAACAAAAAGGACCCAAACUCAGCAAGGAGGAAGAGGAAGCAUUGAAGGAGAAACUGACUGACACAACAGAAGUGCCACUUUGGAGAAAUGUUGUGAAUAUCAAUGGCAUCAUCCUAUUGACUGUGGCUGUAUUUUGCCAUGCCUUUUUUGCAUAAACCUCUGAUUACAGUUCUGAAAUUGUACUGUAUUGUCAAGCAAAAACAAUGACUUGUAAAUUUACAGUUAGACACAUUUAGUAUUUUCAUGGUCUAAGUUUGUAAAAAUCAGGGUGAUUUACUCACUGAUUUUGUGAUCAUAAUUUCAACAAUCUAAAGAUCAAGACUACUGAGAUUUCAAGAGAGAGAAUUUCCACUUAGAAACUGAAUCAUUCCAAGUUCAGAAUUCCAUCCAAUAUUCAGAAUUUCCAUCCAAUAUUCUCUCUUCUCAUGAUACAUUUCAUAUUUUAGGUGCAGAACAAGGUUGCUUGAACUGUAUUUCAUGAGCCAUAUAUCAGGGUUUGUGAACUAUCUGAACUAUCUUUUAUCUUUGAUACUAUAAUUUUUAACCAUUUCUCUUCUGAUCAUGCAUUUUUUUUUCCUACAAUAAUUUGAUUACUAAGACAAACAAACAACUGAGGGACUGUAUGGGUUCAAGCUAAAAAAUCACUUUUAUUUGCUCCAAGUACAGAAUAUCUUAAGUAAAGGAUUUAUGUAUAUACUGAUAUAUUUGACACUAUAUCUAACUUUCCAUUAUCGCUUUUUUCCACUUUCACGUUCUAUAAUAUUUGUCAUCAUGUUGUGUUUCUCAGUAAUGAGUGGAACACUAACUAUCUGAACUGAUUGCCUUUGGAAAUUAGGCAAAACUUAAUUCAAUGAUCCUAAUAAGAAUUCUACUUAAGAUAGAUUCUUUGUUUAAGGUUAACUUCAAAAGGUCCCCCUCUUGUAUAUUUUAAUAUGUAACUGUACUUGAAUGUGAAGCUUUUUUUAUACAAAAUGCAUAUAUUAUAUAUACAUACAGCACAUUAUAUAUAUGCACAUAUAUAUUAUAUAUUAAAAUAUAUGUAUGUGUGUAUAUAUUUAUUUAUUUAUUACUGAUUGAUUCCUGUCUUGGUAUGUCAAAGUUGAUCUCUCCCGACAGUUAUUAGGACCUCUUGAUCCUGGAGAUGGUGUGAAUGUAUUGCCUCUCUAUGAACUGUACUACAAAACAAUCCAAAAACAUUGUUAAAAGCUCAAAGCAUCAGAAUGCUGGUUUUGCAUUUUGCUUUCCAGUGCAUUUGAGAGCUUUGUACUAUUUCUCUGAAAAACUGUGAAUCUUUCUUCUGAAGACUUCAAUGAGAAAUUCAUGCUGUAUGAAACUUCAGUAGGACAAUAUGAGCUAACAGUUCAUGAAGGAGAACAGUCAUAGCUGUGGGACCACAGCCAAAUCAGUCUGAUUGUCUCCAAUUGGUAAGUUUGAAACCAGCUGGAGAAACAGAAGACAGAUGCAACUCUUCAAGGCAAAAAGCAAUAGAUCUUAUCAUCUAAUUCAGCUUCUUGGGAAAUCAAGUGCAAAAAGAAGACAUCAGUUGCUGUAGUCAAGCUACAGCAUAAUUCCUUCUUGCUAUUGCACAUUGCUGCAUUGUUGCAAAGCAUCUCAGUGUGAUGCGUCUUCCCACAGCAUUCUAUAGCAGAUGCACCUAUUGCAAGUCUGAUGCAUCCUAAAUAGGAAGCCAAGAUCAUCUCUGUCCAUGCUGCACCACAUCGCUGCUAACUCCUGCAGCUUUAAUCACUCUCACUUUGUAAUCUUCUGACAGUGUCUUUUCUUCAUUUGGGUCUAAAAUCAAAUGAUCUGCUGCUCUUCAGUGUAUAAUGUCUGCAGUAUAUAGAAAGGGUUUGCAUAGGCCAGAUUAAAUCAUCGCUGUAUAAAUAGCACUGCAAACCUUUCAUCUUACAGUUAAUACAGUAAUAUUAGUAUUUUAAAGACCAUGGAAUUAAUUAUAUUUAAUGGAUUAUGAAGACUUGUAUGUAUUAAAGUAUUUGUAUGUUUUGAAGCAUUUGGUGUCCACAAAAUGAUGGGAUUUUUAUAUAAUGUAAUGGAAGAUAGAGAAACUUAAUUUGGUGUCUAGGUUUUGGCUCUGGGUAAUAGUAAUGGACAGCAAAGAAAACUUCCAGAAGAGGAUUGCCCAGAUCCCUCUUUGUCAUGCACUGUUACAAAAAGAAAACAUGGUGAAAUUACGUGGCCAUUUGGAUAAAGACAAACAGCACAAGUGAUAUCCUAGGAGGCUGAAUAGUCUUUAGAUGACCUUCUUGUUAAUUGGUCACUAUCACUUCAUUUUCUUUCCAGGGUUGAAGUAUUUUGAAAAAUUAAUUUUAAUAUGGACAUUCAUUGUACAUCCUCAACAACCUGCUUGGUUCAGAUCUGAAAACUGGAUAUUGUUAAAGGCCAGGGUUCAAAAAGUUAUGUGGAGUUUGACUACUCUUUAGGGUAGUCCUCUAAUUUUGUAGAAUUGCACAAUACAGGGCAGUUUUCCUGUGGACAGCUGAUAUAACCUUUUACCUUUAUAUUAACAGUUACAUGCCACCUCAGGUUGGUGGGUAUUGCAUUCAAGAACAGCUUCGUGAUUUUAAGGAAGAAAGUGACUUCAGUUCUCAGUGGAACUGUGUCUGUGUUGUAGCUGUUGCUGUGGGGUACUCUCAGACAAAACCCAAAAAGUAGCUUACACAGUCCUGGGCCUUCUCAUGCUUUAGAAAUGCAAAUAGUAAGUGUAUACUUGUUCCAUGUUUGACUGUAAAUUUUGAAGUACUUAUAGUUAAUGGAGAGACUCCAGAUGUAGCCCUGGCUUAUAGUAAAAUGUAAAUGAAAAAAAAAAAAAUCAGCACAAUACAACUCUGUUUUGGGUGACCCUGAGACAUCUGGCUUACACUGUCAGCUAAUUAGAUAUAGGGUUACAGCUUAUUUUAAUGGCUUUUCGUUAGAUAAUAAAGUAUUGUUUUAAAGGAAUGGUACAAAAGAAAUUAAAAUACAAUUUAAAAAAAUCACAUAGUAGCACUGUAAGCCAAUUGCAACACUGCUAUGUAAAGAACACAUUCCAAACAAAUCAGAUCUUUAAUUUUAGAAUGACUAGAUCAUUUAUUUCCAAGCCAAAUCCUGGAAAGGGUAACCACUCUUCAGUUAUAUUUUCAUUUUCUGUACCACUCAACAAAUGUAUCCAAGUACCUUGCAAAUGUUAAUUACUUUGGUUACAAGAACACUCUGCUCUCAGAACUCAGAACUUGGUCUUAUUCCUGUUUUGUUAAGGGAAAAGCUCAUGCACCAACGUGCAAGUCACUGGGGGAGGGGAGGUCUGUAGCUUAAUUUGGAACAGAUGUGCAGUAAUCACCGCCUGGUUUUGACCAAAAUGCCCAUGGUGAAUUAAGGCCUAGCCCAAGGCUGAGUUCUUUAGGAGCAAGUGACUGUGGUGAGCUCAGUAACAUCAGCAGCUGCGACUGUGAAUUGGCUUGACUCCUGCUUGGGUCACUUUCUCCACUGGUAAAAUUAGGAAUGUUCAUGUGAAGUAAAACUGACACAGAAUGGGGAGCAAAGAGAAAUGAUAAACACGUGUUAUCACUAGUGUUGGCUGACAUUCAGAGAAAUGCUAUAGAGCCUUGGUUAUUGUCUUUGAAGAACUUGAGUUCAUUUGUUUGAAGGACUGGAUUGGAGGAGCAUUACAAACCGAUAUUCCUGGGGUCACGCUGCAGAGAGAAGGGUGACUGAAAGGUUGUGGGGUCACAGGUAAGUUCUUCUGAAGGAGGGUUGCUGUGGUUCUUUGUUUGUUUGUUUUUAAUUUAACGCUCUUACUUCCUAGCUGCAGGUCUCUGCAGGUGCUCUGCAUGUGCAGUUACUGUGAGGCAGCAAAAAAGCGAGGGAAGAGAGCAGCCGCUUCAGCUUCCCUUGUUUAACCUGAAUUGCAGCAUCACAGGUGUAACAACAGAGGGCGAUACAUCGCCAAGAUGAGCAACUCCAGACCAACAAACAACUCUUGGUGAUUCAAAGCAUUUUUAAUGGAGUGUGUAGUGUCUGUUCUAGAGAACUUAAAGGGUGGAGUAAAACUUGACUCACUCCGACAUCUCAUUGUUCCGAUGAAAGACAGUAUAAUGAGCAGUAGUGCCCAGGUUAUUACCCUUAUUAUUAAUAAAGCAGGUUGGCUUAUUUUUUCUGCUGAGGAUCACUACGUUUUGUUGUCAGUUACCCUAGCCAGCUGCACAAGAGCAGUUUCCCUGAAGUUACUACACCUGCCCUCUCCUCACCUGGCAGUGCUUAGGGCUAGAGCAGCUGGAGCAGCUCCCCUGCUCUCCUUAGGGUACCUGGGAGAAUUUCAAGCUCAGGAGUCGGAUGCUUUCUGCACUGCGUUAGACUCGUGGAAAAAAUGCCUGCGUUCCACCUAUGCCUGAGCGCAGCCGUUGCCGUCUCCAGCAGAAAUGCAUCAGCAAUAAAUCGCGGUUAUGAAACUGGCGGGGCAGGGAGGCAUCAUCGCUGCGUGGCCGGGGCUGCAGGCUCCGCAGCGCAGCCAGCGUGGCAAGGCGGCUCGGAGGAGAAAGACGCCAGGUGAAGACGACGCAGGACGCGGAGAGGGUGGAAAGCAUAGAUUUACUGAGCUGAACUGGAUCAGCUGAAGUGGGGGAAGAGAAA
Messenger RNA from Oxyura jamaicensis (ruddy duck), 6798 nucleotides. It is a transcript of the gene SLC5A1, whose product is annotated as solute carrier family 5 member 1. The record is from RefSeq and is a predicted model, not a curated record. NCBI's taxonomy places the organism in Eukaryota, Metazoa, Chordata, Aves, Anseriformes, Anatidae. Bases 387 to 2327 code for a protein of 646 amino acids. Gene Ontology annotation, molecular function: D-glucose:sodium symporter activity. Gene Ontology annotation, biological process: transmembrane transport; sodium ion transport. The transcript is spliced from 17 exons. Gene Ontology annotation, cellular component: plasma membrane.